AUGUCUUCAGAUGGGGAAACACCAUAUGGUUUAAACGAAGUUGACGAAUUUGCUUCUAAGAAACAAAAGUUAUUAUUAAAAAAUUCAACAUUAGGUAAAAAUCAAUAUGAAGAUGAAUCGGAUCUUAUGUUGUUGGAUGAUGAGGAAGAUGUAAUGGGAAUAAGUGAUGAAGAAAGUACUAGUGCUGAAGAUGACGAUGAUGAAAACUCUAAUAUUGAUAAGGCCGAAGUUUAUAAAAAGGUUUUUGGAAGAAGAUUGGACGAGGAUUAUGACAAUGACAAAGAUAUUCAUGAAAAUUAUAAUGAAGAUGAAGAAUGGGGAUCAACCAAAAAUGAAUACUAUGGUGGGGAUGAGAUAGAUGAUGCGGAAGAUGCUAAAGAAGUGGAAAAGGAAGCCCUCCGUUUACAAAAAAAACACUUGGAAGAAUUAAACAUGCAAGAUUACUUGGAUGAUGAAAUUGAAGAUGAAUGGAUUAAAGAAGCCAAAAACUACGAUGUAGAACAAUCUCAGCAAUCUAAUAAGCAAGAUCAAGCAUCCGCCUCCAGUAUAAAGAAUAUUUCGAAUAUGACUGAAGACGAGAAAAAAUCAUUUCUUAAAAUGAGCUUUCCAGAAUAUUUUCCAUUAGCGAAAGAAUAUACUAAAUUGACCAAAAUACUAGGAGCUUUAGAUCAAGAUGAAACACAAAGCGAGGUUAUAGAGAUGAAAAAACUUGUAUUAAAUGCUUAUUUAGGUACUGUUGCUUCAUAUUUCUCUGUUUUCAUAAGCGAAGUUGAAAAUGACGAGGGCUUUACAUCUAUGAAAGAACAUCCAGUUAUGGAGAGCAUUUUGACCUUGAGAGAAGUCUGGAGGCAGGUUAAUGAGCUUCCUAAUAUAUCUACUGAAGUAUUUGCUGAACAAGAAAUCGAUGAUGACGAAGAUUUAGAAAUGCCAGAGGAAUUGGAUGAAGCUGUAUUCAACACGCUUGACACUGAGACCCCUGAAAAUAAAGAGAAUGUUAUUAAUGAGGAAGAAAAUGCUGUAGCUGCAGAUGGUGAUAUUUCCAUAGAUAUUGAUGUUACAAAAUCGCGUUUACCAGGGCAAUUGUUAGGUAAAGACAAAAACACUAAUGAGGAAAGUGGCAAUGAUGACGAUUUUGCGGAGAGCGAAAUUUUUGAUGUUGAUGCUCAAGAGAAAAAAGCUCGUAAGAAAACAUUACGUUUCUAUACGUCCAAAAUUGAUCAACAGUCAAACAAGAAAAUGGAAAAAUUUGGCGGUGAUGAAGAUAUCCCAUAUAAGGAAAGACUUUAUGAACGUCAACAAAGACUAAUGGAAGAAGCACGUAAACGUGGUUUACAAAAAAACGCAGCCACUGAAUUGAAUGGUAAUAGUGAUUCUGAGGACGAUGUUGAAACGACUGUCUUAGCUAAAAAUAUUAAAGAAGACUUUGGUGCUUAUUAUGACAAAAUAAACGCUUCUAAGAAAGAAAGAAAGGCUAACCGUAUAAAAUUACACAAAGAUGCUGUGAAAGCUGCUAGAGAAGGUAAAUUGGCUGAUUUGGCUGAAAGCGUUGUUGGUGAUGGCAAGCGUGCUAUUAAUUAUCAAAUAUUGAAAAAUAAAGGCCUAACACCAAAGAGAAAGAAAGAUAACAGAAAUUCACGUGUAAAGAAGAGAAAGAAGUACGAAAAGGCACAAAAAAAAUUAAAAUCUGUUCGUGCAGUAUAUUCAGGUGGUCAAGGUGGUUCAUACGAGGGUGAAAAGACAGGUAUUAAGAAAAACUUGACCAGGUCUAUAAAGUUUAAAAAUUGA
Saccharomycodes ludwigii is the source of this 1785-nucleotide messenger RNA. RefSeq names its product rRNA-processing protein SAS10 (gene SAS10). Gene Ontology annotation, biological process: maturation of SSU-rRNA from tricistronic rRNA transcript (SSU-rRNA, 5.8S rRNA, LSU-rRNA). Lineage: Eukaryota; Fungi; Ascomycota; Saccharomycetes; Saccharomycodales; Saccharomycodaceae. The record is from RefSeq and is a predicted model, not a curated record. Gene Ontology annotation, cellular component: nucleolus; small-subunit processome. The transcript has a single exon. Bases 1 to 1785 code for a protein of 594 amino acids.